GGAGAGGCAGAAGGAGGCUGAGAGGAGAUGGUAUUACAGAGCUGCCAUCUGAUUGGCUGGACUGUCUUGGCUGGGCUAUAAAUGAGACCCUACAGGCUUGGGAGGGAGAAGCUCAGAGGAUUCUGACAGUAUCUUUACCGGAGAAAAGGCAAAGUGUGCUCAGAACAGAAGCCACAGCUCUUCCUGCUGCAUUUCUUUCCUAACGUGAAUCCCACACUACACAAGAUGUGCAAAGGACUUGCAGGUCUGCCGGCUUCUUGCUUGAGGAGUGCAAAAGAUAUGAAACAUCGGCUCGGUUUCUUGCUGCAGAAGUCUGAUUCCUGUGAACAUAAUUCUUCCCACAGCAAGAGGGACAAAGUGGUGAUUUGUCAGAGGGUGAGCCAAGAGGAAGUCAAAAAGUGGGCUGAAUCACUGGAAAACCUGAUUAGUCAUGAAUGUGGACUGGCCGCUUUCAAAGCUUUCUUGAAGUCUGAAUACAGUGAGGAGAACAUUGACUUCUGGAUCAGCUGUGAAGAGUACAAGAAAAUCAAAUCACCCUCUAAACUAAGUCCCAAGGCCAAAAAGAUCUAUAAUGAAUUCAUCUCCGUCCAGGCAACCAAAGAGGUAAACCUGGACUCUUGCACCAGGGAGGAGACAAGUCGUAACAUGCUGGAGCCUACGAUAACCUGCUUUGAUGAGGCUCAGAAGAAGAUUUUCAACCUGAUGGAAAAGGAUUCAUACCGCCGCUUCCUCAAGUCCCGAUUCUAUCUUGAUUUGGCCAACCUUUCCAGCUGUGGGUCAGAGAAGCAGAAAGGAGCCAAAAGUUCUACAGACUGUCCUUCCCUGGUGCCCCAGUGUGCCUAAUUCUUGCUCAGUGGUGGAGGCCGAAAUGCCAAGACUCUAUGCCUGGAAAACCUGAGGCCAAAUAUUGAUCUGUAUUAAGCAUCAGUGCUUUCUUCACAUUGUAGCCUAGUGUUCAUGCUGCUGGCUAUGUGUGAGUCACUCCCAUACAAAAACUAGAUUUUGUUUUGGUGUUCUGGUGUUCAUCAGGGCAGGACCUCAUUCCAGUCCAAUUUUCCCAAAUUCCUUUUAGGGUGCCAUGUGAGCAAGUAUCCAGAUAAUGGCCUUGUGGGUCUGGAUUUUCUCUCCUGCCAACAGUGUGACCUCAGGUUGGUUGGUUGGUGGUUGGGACACUUCAUGUGACAUCCACAGGCACAUGUGUUCUGUUAACCAGCACUUUCUCCAAACUCGAGAUGUUUAGAUGAGGUUGAUCUAUUUUAUGUACAUAUGUGUGUGCAUGUGUGUGUGUCUAUGUAUAUAUAUAUAUACACAUGUACAUAUGUACAUACACACAUUCUGUAUAUAUGUAUGUAUAUAUACAUACAUAUAUAUUUUUGCAAGAAUGGCAGGAAAGACCCUAGGUGCUCAUAACUAGAGUGUGUGUACAUACAUACAUGCGUGUUCUGAUCCCCAGUCUUUCACUCUGCAACUGAACAGGGCAAACUAAACCAGCUGCCCUGCAGGCUAAGAAAGGAAUGCUAACCUGUGGAAAGUUGAUUCUGUAAAACUCCAUGAGUUUUGCUAGAGAAACAUCCCAGGGAUUUCAUGCUUAGUUUGACCACCGACAGCCUCCAAGUUGGAUAGUAUUCUAAGGCGCAAACAUAAAGAAUCUUAUGCCUGCCUGACACGGGGCUGUCUUUAGCUGGUUAUCACUAAUGGCACUUUUGAGUCCCCAAGCUGCUGGCCUCCCCUUCCUCGCUUGGAUGCCUGGUGCAUAAUAGUGGGAGCCAGAUUGGUACGGAGUUGGAGAUGAGGUGCUUGAACAGAAUGAAGAAACUUAGGUAGGGCCUCGCCAGCUCUACCUACUAUAAGAUGCUGGCUGAGUAAGGGCACAGGAUUUAAAGAUUAGCAUUCUUAUCCCCUACUCUUUUUUCCUCUCUUGAUUAAGGUGCUCUUCUCAUUUUGAUUUUCCCUGAGAACUUUAGCCAUCAGAUGAGGCUCCUUAGUUCACUGUGGUUGUUUGUUUCCCCAUAAUGGCUCUAGGCUAUUUGCCUAUUCCUUAUAAACCAGCAUCAGGGGAGAGAUUCUAUUUUAUAAGGGGGGAACAUGUUUUCACAAACUGAAAAGCCCUCAUAAGUUUCUUUUUUGAAGGUAGAAUCUGGUUCAUUCCAUCCCAAACAUCAGGACUCACAGACUGAAGGCAUUUCUUUCUAGGCUCUGAGAUGAGAGAGAAAAGAAAAAAAAAAAGGAAAAA
This is a messenger RNA of Orcinus orca (killer whale), 2233 nucleotides long. It is a transcript of the gene RGS4, whose product is annotated as regulator of G protein signaling 4. The transcript has 5 exons. NCBI's taxonomy places the organism in Eukaryota, Metazoa, Chordata, Mammalia, Artiodactyla, Delphinidae. The coding region runs from base 226 to 843 and encodes 205 amino acids. The record is from RefSeq and is a predicted model, not a curated record.